AUGGUCGUAUCGAGAGAGAUUAGCUCCGGUCACAUGGUCUAUGUCGCCGACGACGUUAUCAGCAAGACUCGAAGCGAUCUCGUCGACAAUGGAGAACUUGAGGAGACUGUUCUUAACCAGAUUGAAGCGAUUUGGAAAAGGAAGAUGAUACAAGCUGGAGUCAUAAUCGGUACAGUUGAUAAAUCUUCUCCUCCGAUUCCCGCACCUAGGCAUCUUCAGACUCAAGAUCAAAACCCACUUCCUGAGAUUGCUGAUAACGCGAGGUCGAUGAAUCUAUCCAUGGACCCUGUGGAUUCCGUGAAGAGAGAGCGUGACGGUUUCUUUAUUCACCAGCAAGAUGGAGCUAAUGAUGAAGGCCAAGGGAGAUUUCGACUUCUAGAAGAUGCAACAUUGAGAGACAAAAGCAUUGUGUGA
This is a messenger RNA of Arabis nemorensis, 414 nucleotides long. NCBI's taxonomy places the organism in Eukaryota, Viridiplantae, Streptophyta, Magnoliopsida, Brassicales, Brassicaceae. The record is from the annotation of a GenBank genome assembly.